CUUAUUUAAUGAGUUAAUUAAUUAAUUUUUUUUUAGGUAGAAGAUGUAGAUCUCAAAAUAGACGUCGAAACGCACGAAGAAAUCGCUUCAAAAAGCAACUUAAAAGUCCUCGUUGAAAAAACGGAUUUAGCCAAACUCUUUUUACAAAACGAUCGAGUUGAUGAACCGGAAGAAUUGGAACAAAAGGAGCCCCCCGAACAAGACGUAAAAGAGGAGUUAUCCCCCCCAAUUCUUGAAAAGAUGGUUACCACCCCCGUUGGAGACGAUCAAAAGCGACGAAUUGUUAAACGCAAAAAUAAAUGGGCUUCUGGAAUUAUCCAAAAACGGGCUCGAAAACGUUUAUAUAAACCGGGUGAAAUCAAAGACGCCGAAGAAGAAGACGAAGAUGAGGAAGAAGAAGGCGAUGAUGAAAUCACCGAAGUCACGGAGCACGACAAAAAAUACUUUUUCUUAAACGCCUCGAAAAUCGGAUGCAAAUUAUGUCCAUUUAAAGGGAAAUUAAUAGUUCAACAUUAUCGAACGGCUCACCCAGAAAGUGAAGUUUUAAUAUCUCGCGUCGAUCAAGGUGUAGCUGAGACACUCAUCGACGAUUCGAUUCAAAAUCGGGAAAAAUACGACUCUUAUAAACCAAGCAAUAAGAAAAUUAAGUUCACAUUUAAGUGCCCAUUUUGUUUCGUUAUCGUAAAAGACACAUCAAAUUGGUUCUACAACCACUUAACAAGCCACACAGGAGAGUAUCGUUACGGAUGUUAUCAUUGCCCUUACAGAACAUUUAACGCCCCAAAUGUGCGCACGCACAUUUGCCAAUUACACCCAAAAGUACACCGAAGUAACUUUAAAAUUUUCUACCCCGAACCGGAUUUUGGAAAAUUCGUUUAUGGCCAUUUAUGUUCCGAAUGCAAUUUCGUCCAAAUGAUUCGAGGAACAGUUGAGGAACACGCCAUGGUUUAUCAUCCAGGAACUCCAGAGAUACACCGCGUUAAUAUGUCGUGUUUAACAGAAGAUCAAAAACAAUUCGACGAAGAAAAUGUGAUUAAAAAGGAGGCUAAAUCUAAAAAAAAUAUUAAAAUCGUCAAGAUAUAUCCAUCAUCAAGCGCUAAUUUGGACGAUUGCAUAAACGCCGUUGCGGCCGGAGCUGGGGAAAUAAAAAAUAAUCGAAUAAUCGAAUCUGAAAUUCCAAUCCAAGCUGAAGUUAAGGAAUUAUCGAUUUCUGAGUUGUUAUCUAAAAUGGAUGAGGAUGAAAUCGACGUUGAGGAUAAAGAGGAAAUUAAAAAGCCGAUUGAAUUGGCCGCUUUUAUGUGCGAUGCUGAUUUGGAUAUUGAAGCUGGGGUUGGGGAUGAAAAGAGGGAGACGAUGAAGUGGAUUAACGAGAAUACGAGGAAAACGAGGACUUCAAUUGCGGAUAAGUUGCAAAUUAAAUUGGUUGGGGAGGAAGGGAAUAAAAUUAAUGAAGAAAUCGCCGAUAAUGAGGAUGAAAUGUUGAUGGACUUUGAGUGUACUAAUCGGGAAUGCUUUGAUGAUGAGUUAACUAAUAAAGACCAAAACAAAGAAAUGGACCCCUUGGAUAUCACCACGGAAAAUUUAACGAUCGAAGAAAAUUCAAUUCAAUUAGAAUCGUUACCGAAUCCACCAAAAGAAGAAGAAAAAACUUUACCAGAAAAAUCGAUUAAAAAAGUAAUCGAUUUACCGUUUAAAACAAUCGAAGUUAUGCCACAAAAAAAAGAAAACAUCUCUGUAUCAAACAUAAUAAACAGACUCCAAGAAAAAUUAAUAAACGUAUCAACCGCGGAAGACAAUCAAACAGAAUUAAAAGAAGAAAAAACAUUCUCAAUAAGCGGAGCUUUCAAAAACACCUUAUUAGUGGGCCCAAUUUGCGUGAUAAAAAAAAAUGGGGUUUUCACCUACGUCUGUAAAGUCCCCCAUUGCAAAUACUCAACGUUAAACGACAACUUAUUCUCACGUCAUUGCCAAAUAAAACACAAAACCUACGUUUACGUUUUUAACACGGGUAAAUGCGACGUUUGCUCCAUCAAAUUCGAAUACGACGGUGAAUUCGUUUCCGUUUACGACGUCUUCAACCACGUCAUCACGGCACAUAAAGAUUUCUUUGAAACCGACCCAUUUAAACCUAACACCUUUAAAUUACCGCACGAUGUUCCAAACGUUUUAUCGCAAGGUUCCGAUUGUUCGAAAUUCCCUUUUGUUAUCACCAACGUGACGUCGUUGGCGACUAAAAAUUCGAAUCGAGUUUUAUCGCCGCCCCCUUUAAUACCGCUGGUGAAAGAAGUUGAAGAGAAAUCGCCGGAACGUAAUAACGAUAAUAACAGCGAAAUUAAAAUGCCGAUUAUUUCGUUGGUGCAAUCAUUGGCGACGCCAAAAACUAAUCUCAAAGUAAAACCGCCCUUUCAAACGGUGAUUUCGCCGGGGAAGAUUAUUUUAAGGGAUAUCCCUUUAACGGAAGAUGAAAAAAAUAACAGGAAAUCGCCGAAAGUUUUAAAAAGAAUGUUGAAUAUAGAAUAUUUAAAUUCGUUUUAUAAGUGCCCUCAAUACGAUUGUGGUUUCUCAACGAUCACUUUGAUCGAUUUCCAACGGCAUUUCACACAAAAACAUCCCACUUUAACCAACAUUUUGGUGCCGUGUUUAUAUUGUGAUUAUAAAGUGUUGGGGAGUUUUUAUUUUAUACAUUUGGAGGUGCGUCAUGGACAGAGUCGAUAUGCUUGCGGUGAUUGCUUUUAUCGCGCGACUUGCGCUUAUUUCGUCGCUUUACACCGAGAGAUGGAACACCCUAAUUCAGAACAAAACGUUUAUCAUUUGCGACCACUCAAAAUUACCAAUAAAGCUGCCUCUGGGGAGAUGGGUUGCCCAAAAAUCGAAGAUGUUAUUUUGAAUUAUACUUGCAAUGAUGAUGAUUCGCUUAAUUGUUCGUAUAAAACGCUCUUUUUUGAUGAAUAUGUCAAGCAUUUAAAGGAAUCUCAUGAAUCGGCGGAAGAAGAAAAAUCGAUUUCGGAGCGUUGGUUAACAAAGGAAAUCGGGCCUUUCCAAUGUCGUUAUUGCAGAAAGGCAACGACAACUUACAAGGAAAUGGGGCGCCAUCAAGCUGCGAAUCAUUCCCAAAAAUCGUGUUGCUUCUACUAUAGGAUGUUUGUUCCCAAUGAAAAUGUGGUUCGUCCUGAUCAAGUCCUCGCAUCAAAUCAACCCAUCACCAACAACUUAAUCCAAUUACCCGAACAAGCGCAUCUUUGCACCUCUAAACCGAACGUAGCCGAUUCAACGGAAAUAACAGUAAAAAACUUGGAAACCGACCCGGAAUCAAUCCCCGAAUUAGACUCGCCGAAUCAUCUUAAUCAAAUUGAAGCGAAAAAAGAAAAACCUCUUCCAUUGGAAGAACAAGAAAUCUUCUCGAUUGACGAUGACUUAAACAUUCUCGAGGAUUCUGAUCCACUUUGUCUCGAAGAAGAGGGUGACGAUAAAAUGCCUUCGGCGGAGUUAACAGGACUCGCACUUUAUAAGUGUAAUUGUGGAAAUUCUUACGAAUCGAUGGCGCUUUUAAAGCCGCACAUUUUUAAUUGCGCUACAAAGCCGUAUUUGUGCGCUCAUUGCGGGAAGGAACGAAGAUCGCUUCUUGGGUUGUUACAGCAUUAUCGAGAACAUGGAAGGAAAAGGUUUAAAUGUUCUUUGUGCGCGUUUAAACAUUGGCAACAAGAAUCGGUGAGGGUUCAUAUGAGGAGUAUUCAUAAUGUUAAUUGUGCGAUUGUUUUACCGGCGAUGUUCUCUGGACGAAAAGCCGAUCCCGAUUCGGACGAUUUCGUCCUGCGCCCCCGACAGACCGCAAGAAACAUAAACGACAUUAGUUUAAAAGUAUCGACCGUAACCACGGAAUCAAACUCGAAUAAUUUAAUUUUAAAAUUAACUUUUGGUCCGGACGAUAUCUCGAAGCUCCCUCGACAGCCGAUUUACCCCCAGCCCGUUAAAUGCGCAAUUUGCGAUUACGAAACGAAGGUUAAAACGAAUAUGGAGCGGCAUUUACAAAUGCACGUCACUCAAAACGAAGUCCCAGAGAGCGCGCCGGUUAAUCCGGUUCCUUGUUUGGAUAAAAAUGAGAAGAUGUUCGAUAAGAUGGUGAAUUUGGCGAGUAGCUCCCACGUCGGGGGGCGAAUGGGGGGCACUCCCGUGAUUAAGGUGAAUAUUCCUGGAUUUAUCCCCGUCCCGAAUCGCUUUGUUUGUGGCGCCGAGAAUUGCCAUUAUCAAUGUUUGGAUGAGGGGAUGUUGAGGAGGCAUAUUUUGGCGUUUCAUGGAAACGAGAUGAGUUAUAAAUGCGUGCAUUGCAACUUAUUUUUGAUUGAGGAUAAAACGAUUAACGUCGAUGUUGUUUUGAAGCAUAUGAAGUUGCAUGAUUCUCACCUUUAUAAAUGUAGCGUUUGCGAUUUUACGCAUAAUUUAAAGCAUAAAAUCGAGAGGCAUCUUUCUGAUAAGCACCAGGAUAAGCCGCAAAAUUUAAUCGUUGUGAGAGAGAUUAAGGAAUUAAGUUUGGAGGAGAAUUUAACCGAGAAGGAUCGCCCCUUUCGAUGUGGAAUUUGCAAAUUUCGUUGUGGCGAUUUAUCCGAGAUUAAAAAUCAUGUUGAGAGUAAACACAACAUCGAUUUGAAGUACAAAUGCGCUUUAUGCCCCGUUGGGAGUGAUGAUGUUGAAAGCUUUACGAGCCAUUUUACUGUUAAUCAUGAGGGGCAAGCUGUUGAUUUUAUCGUUUCUUAUUAUAAAGAGGGAGAGGCGAAAUCUGCGAUACAAAACGAGGAUGCUUUUAAUACGACGCCGUUGUGGCAAAGAAAUAAAAGCGUUAAGCAUAUUCGAGGGAUUUUGCUGGAAGAAACGACUCCAUUAAGCAGGAAAAAAUUGAUUAAGAGGAAGUCGAAUGAUGAUUUAGAGGAGGUUGUUAAAAAGAAGAGAAAAGUUAAUAAAGAUGAUGAGGUUAUUCAAAUUAUUGAGGAUGAAAAUUGCGAAAAAAAAGGUGUUGUUGAGGAUGUGGGGAGUUUAAAAGAUAAAUUGAAGGAUAAUUUAAAAGAAAUUAUUUGUAAAGUUGAUGUAAAUGUGAAAAGGAGUACUCGAUCGGCGAAAAUUAAGGCUUUAUCUUCGAGUGUUGAGGACGAAAAGGUUGAAACGAUCGAUUUGGACGUUGAGGAGGGUGCAAAAAUCAAUUUAGAUUCGAAUUUAAAAACUUAUUCGAGAAAAAUUUCAACUCAAAUCGAUAACGAUUCAUCUCAAAUUGACGAUAAUACAAGUAAAAACGAGAAUUUAUCUCAAAAUGUGUCAAAAAAUGAAUUACAAGAAAAUUUACCUCAAAACGAAUCGGAAAAUGACCAAAACGACAGCGAAUCUGAAUAUCAAUUACAAAUCGACGAAAAUCCGUUGGAAAUAAUCGAUUUAGAUUCGCCAAAACAAAUAAGUAAGGUUAAAUGUAACCCGAAACGUCAAACGAAACAACUCCAACCUCAAAAAAAGCACCAACCCCAAAAAAAAAAUCAACCCCAAAAAAAAUACCAACCUCAAAAAAAACAAAACCUCGAAACGUCAAAUUCACCGAAAACGUCAAACGUCAUCAUUCCGAUAAUUGAUUUAGAAGAUGAAAAAGUUUUAUUGGAUUCGAACGAUUUAUCGAUUGAAGAUGUCGAAAAGUUAUCGAAAAAUGAUUUAAUUAAAGGGAAUUUAAUUGGAACUUACGGUCCUUAUGGAACGCCGUGGGAAGGAAAAUUUAAGUGCCCCCUUUGUGAUAAAUGCGGCUCGGACACCGAGUUGGAGUUUAAAUCUCAUUUGUACGAAGAGCUGCAAUGCGCCCCUUUUAAGUGUACGAUGUGCGAUUUUUGCGAUGCAACCCGCGAAGUCGUUUCGAAUCAUUACAGGGUGGAGCAUAAAGGUGCUGAUGGUUUUGAGAUGGACGAUGAAGGGGUGGUGUUGCAAAAAAUCGACGAGCAAAUUGAGAAUUGGGUUAAGAUUACCGUUGGGGUGCAAGCAAGAAUUUUGAAGUUGGAAGGGUUAAAAGUUGGGGUUGAGGAGAAAUAUUUGUGUUUGUUCUGCAAUUAUAGAUCGGAUAAAACGUUUUUGCGUUGGAAACACAUCUCGCGACAUUUCAUCGAGAAAACCUACACCUGCAAGCAUUGCAAUUUCGGAACCAUAACUUUGCACAGUUUUAAACAACACACCCGUUACGCGGAAAGUUGCAAGAAUUUGGAAGAAUCCAUGUCGGCAAUCGACCCCUCCCAAGGACUCUUAAUAACGCAUUAUUUGAAGCACGCCAAAAAACGCGCCGAAAUCUCCUACAAAGAAGAAGAAAAGAUGAAAAUUAAAUGCUAUUAUUGCGAAUUUAUAGGAACCAUUGAUGAGCAAUCGGAUCAUUCGAAACAAAAACAUCCGGCGGAAAUUCCACGAGUUUACCGAUAUCGUUGUAAUAUUUGUUACGAACCUUUUGUUAGCAUGGUCACGGUGAGUCAACAUUUUUUCCUGAAACAUUCAGGGAUGGAUGUUGAUAUAAGCAUGUUAAGUGAUGAUGCGAAAAAUGUUAACACUUGCGAUGAGUGCAAAGAAAAUUUUUCUUCCGAAGCGGAAAUGAUCUCGCACCAAUCUAAACACGAUAAGUUAAUUUUUAACUGCAUUUAUUGUUCGCAACGGUUUACGACGUGGAGGAAAAUCGUGAGCCAUAUCGAGUUAAGACACGGCAAGAAAAGUGUUGUUUUCCGAUUUAUGGAGCCGAGUAUCAUGGAGAAUUUGGAUGCGUUUUUGAGGAGUGAUGAUAAGAAGAAGCGGGUGAGGCGAAAAACGAUUGAUGUGAAAAAGGAUUGCGAUUUAGUAGAUAAAAAUGACGAGGUGAGUAAAUCGAAUAAUAGUUCCGUGUUGUUUAUUGAUGAUAUGUAAUCGAUUCUUUAUUAGAGGAAAAGUAUUAAGUAUUAAAAAGGAUUGUAAAUAGAUGUAAUGUAUAUAAUUAAAUAGGAAUUACUUGGUUAUUUUGCCAAAAAAGUUUGGUACAUUCCCAUUAACACAAAAUGAAUUUGAGUAACUUGAUGUUUGUUGAGUUUUAGCAUGUUUAGACUGAAAACUAAUCUAGUUUCAUAAAUCUUGUAAAUAAAUGCGUUUAGUGUGUAAGAUUAACGUUGAUUACUUUAAAUAAAUUGUAAGAAUACUUUUUGUACUACAAACACCAUGAAAUAAGCAAGUUGUGCUUUUUUUUCUUUUAAUUUCAUUACAAUAAAUCAAUUUAUUAUAAA
Molecule: messenger RNA, 7253 nt
Organism: Onthophagus taurus
Lineage: Eukaryota; Metazoa; Arthropoda; Insecta; Coleoptera; Scarabaeidae
Source: RefSeq, a predicted model, not a curated record